AUGAAUUGGAUAUGGUUUCAUGCACUUGUUCUUCUUCAGCAACUCUUUAGCAAGGCAGCGUCACAGUUCAAUAUAGAGACUCUUCCGGGUUAUUCGGGUUCUCUGCCUGUCAAACUCGAAACCGGCAUUACAAAUGAAAAGUAUGUUAAGACAAGAAGGCUGAUGAACAGCAUUACAAAUGAAAAGGAUGUCAAGACAAGACGGCUGAUGGAGAAGCUCCUCUUUAGCAAGGCAGCAUCACAGUUCAAUAUAGAGACUCUUCCGGGUUAUCCGGGUACUCUGCCUGUCAAGCUCGAAACUGGAUAUAUUGAUGUGGGAGAAACUGAAGAAGUGCAGCUAUUCUACUAUUUCAUCGAGUCCGAAAGGAAUCCUGAAAAGGACCCUCUUCUACUUUGGCUCACCGGCGGACCUGGUUGCUCUGCUCUCUCAGGCCUCGUUUAUGAAAUCGGCCCAUUAGCUUUCGAUGCAGAUUUUGAUGGAAGCUUACCAUCUAUUCACCUAAAUCCGUAUUCAUGGACCAAGGUUGCCAGCAUUAUUUUUAUUGAUUGGCCUGUUGGUACUGGAUUUUCCUAUGCAAACACAUCGAAAGGUUACUCUUCUUCAGACACCAAGUCAACAAAAGACAACUAUACGUUUCUUAGAAAGUGGUUGUUGAAUCAUCCCAUGUUUAUAAAAAACCGUUUAUAUGUCGCGGGUGACUCUUAUGGGGGCAAAAUUGUUCCCAUGGUUGCCUUGGAAAUAUCACGAGGCAAUGAAGCAGGCUUGCAGCCACGAAUAUUUCUUCAAGGAUACAUUAUCGGGAAUGGAUUAACGGAUCCAAACAUUGAUAUCAAUGAACGAAUUCCAUAUGCUCACCGAAUGGCACUUAUAUCAGAUGAGUAUUUUGAGUCUGCAAAAAUUAGCUGUGAUGGGAAAUAUUACAAUCCUGAUCCAAAAAAUUUGCAAUGUCUUUAUGAUCUUAGACCGAUCCACGAGAGUAUAAAAAAUAUAAAAGCAGGACAGAUUCUGGAACCAAAUUGUAGACGUUUAGCUCCAAAACCAGAUGAUGUGGGAUGGGAUCGAACACUUGCCAAAGAUGAUUCCAUUGACCAACUCCUCCUCCCAUCCAAAAUAGACGGAUUGCGGUGCCGCACUCAAACUUAUGCGACAUCAUAUAAUUGGGCAAAUGAUCCAACCGUCCAAGAAGCUCUUCAUAUUAAAAAGGGAACAAUAACAGAUUGGACGAGAUGCAAUAACAGCUUAUCCUACGAACAGAAUGUAGAAAGCGUUGUUCAAUAUCAUAAAAUCCUCAGCAAGAAAGGAUAUGAAGCUUUGGUAUAUAGUGGUGAUCAUGACAUGAUGAUACCUUAUAUGGGUACGUUAAAAUGGAUUCGUAGUCUCAAUCUAACCAUAGAUGACGAGUGGAGACCUUGGAAUGUUAACGGCCAAGUUGCAGGAUACACAAAGAAAUACAAGAAGAAUGACUUUUAUCUCACAUUUGUAACAGUAAAGGGUGCAGGUCACACAGCUCCUGAAUUUAAGCCUAAACAAUGUCUUGCAAUGCUCGACCGAUGGUUCUCUUCGUAUCCUCUAUAG
This is a messenger RNA of Fraxinus pennsylvanica, 1575 nucleotides long. The record is from the annotation of a GenBank genome assembly. Lineage: Eukaryota; Viridiplantae; Streptophyta; Magnoliopsida; Lamiales; Oleaceae.